Molecule: messenger RNA, 2164 nt
Organism: Bubalus bubalis (water buffalo)
Lineage: Eukaryota; Metazoa; Chordata; Mammalia; Artiodactyla; Bovidae
Gene: ACP7
Product: acid phosphatase 7, tartrate resistant (putative)
Exons: 12
Coding region: 543-1856 (437 amino acids)
Molecular function (GO): acid phosphatase activity; metal ion binding
Source: RefSeq, a predicted model, not a curated record
AGUCACAAAGAUGGAAGGUUGCAGGAUGGAGGAGAGGACCAUGAGAUCUCUGAGGGCAGGGUGGAAUGCCAGGGAUGGGGUUGCCAAAGGCAACCUCCUACACUGAGAGCCCCACCCCCAAUCCCAUUCCCAAACCUCUUGCACUGGGAGUGAACGGUGGAUAAGAGCAAGGGUUCUGCAGCCAGGACCCCUGGGUUCCAGUCUCCGCUCCCUCACACUUGAGCCAUGCCACUGAAUCACUCCAUUGCUCAACUUCCUCAUCCGUGAUACGGGGCUGAUGAUCACAGAGGCCACCAACACAGGAAUGUUGCCGGGCUCCCACGAGUUCAUCUAUGCAAAGUGCUUAGCACCCAGUGAGGCUCAGAGGGUAUUUGUCUCUCAGUCGUGACACUUGCUUUUGUUUUCUCUCCAGACUUUGGAUAAGCACUCCCUGUGAAGCCCUCCCUGCCAUCCCCGCUGCCUCCUUCCCCCAUCCUCUCAGCCCCUCCUGCUGAUGCCUGCAGGACCCUUCCCCUUCCCCUGCUCCCCACCUCCCCUCUACCAUGUGUUCUUUUCGUCCCUGCUGGACCUGCUGCUGUCUACUCCUCCUCUCCCUGGAAGUCCGGGGGUCCCCAAAGCCUCCCAAUGCUGCCCCCGAGCAAGUGCACUUGUCCUACCCAGGUGAGCCAGGCUCCAUGACUGUAACCUGGACCACAUGGGUCCCAGUGCCCUCUGAAGUGCAGUAUGGGCUCCAGCCUUCUGGGCCCCUGCCCUUUCGGGCUCGGGGCACCUUCAGCCUCUUUGUGGAUGGGGGCAUUCUCCGGCGGAAGCUCUACAUACACCGAGUCACCCUGCAGGGGCUGCUGUCAGGGGUCCAGUAUGUUUACCGCUGUGGCAGUGCUCAGGGCUGGAGCCGUCGCUUCCGCUUCCGGGCCUUGAAGAAGGGACCCCACUGGAGCCCGCGCCUGGCUGUGUUUGGGGACCUGGGGGCCGACAAUCCGAGGGCCCUCCCCCGACUGCGCCGAGAAACCCAGCAGGGCAUGUACGACGCUGUUCUUCAUGUGGGAGACUUCGCCUACAACAUGGAUCAGGACAAUGCACGUGUCGGGGACAGGUUCAUGAAACUCAUCGAACCCGUGGCUGCCAGCCUGCCCUACAUGACCUGCCCUGGGAAUCACGAGGAACGCUACAACUUCUCCAACUACAAAGCCCGCUUCAGCAUGCCGGGGAACACUGAAGGCCUGUGGUACAGCUGGGAUCUGGGGCCCGCACACAUCAUCUCCCUCUCCACUGAGGUAUAUUUCUUCCUCCAUUAUGGCCGCCACCUGGUAGAGAGACAGUUUCACUGGCUGGAAAGCGACCUCCAGAAAGCCAAUAAGAACCGGGCAGUCCGGCCGUGGAUCAUCACCAUGGGCCACCGGCCCAUGUACUGCUCCAAUGCUGAUUUGGAUGACUGUACUUGGCAUGAAAGCAAGGUUCGCAAAGGCCUCCGUGGCAAGUUCUAUGGGUUGGAGGAUCUUUUUUACAAAUACGGGGUCGACCUGCAGCUGUGGGCCCAUGAGCACUCGUAUGAACGCCUGUGGCCGAUUUACAACUACCAGGUACUUAAUGGCAGCCAAGAGAUGCCCUACACCCACCCUCGAGGCCCUGUCCACAUCAUCACAGGAUCCGCCGGCUGUGAGGAGCUGCUCACCCCCUUCACCCUCUUCCCGCGGCCCUGGAGCGCCCUGCGUGUGAAAGAAUAUGGGUACACACGGCUGCACAUCCUCAAUGGGACACAUGUCCACAUCCAGCAGGUGUCUGAUGACCAGGAUGGGAAGAUUGUGGACGAUGUCUGGGUGGUGAGACCCCUGCUUGGCCGGAUGAUGUACCUCUAGGAAUGGAGACAGCUCUCAUCAGGAACCCCGGGCCUUGCUGCCAGGCCCUAGAGGGGAGUCAGGGCGGGCCUCGACUCCUCUGCCGUCCUUGGCACCACGGAGGGUGGAUGCAGCCCCGAGAGAGCUGGAGCAGCUCUCACCUCCCAGAGAGCUGGGGGUCCCAGCCUGCUGGGUUGGGAGAGCAGGUGUAUGUACAGGGAGAGUGAAGCAAGACAGGUCAUGGGUGGCACCAUCCUGCCCUCCUGCAUAGCACUGACUGGGCGGAGUGUCCACAGGGCCUCGGGAAUAAAGAGGCUUAUGGCUGUGUC